Molecule: messenger RNA, 2692 nt
Organism: Brachypodium distachyon (stiff brome)
Lineage: Eukaryota; Viridiplantae; Streptophyta; Magnoliopsida; Poales; Poaceae
Exons: 3
Coding region: 226-1923 (565 amino acids)
Biological process (GO): plant-type cell wall organization
Cellular component (GO): Golgi membrane
Molecular function (GO): UDP-xylosyltransferase activity
Source: RefSeq, a predicted model, not a curated record
UUGCCGACUCCAAAUUACUUUCCCACUGGGAACACACUGCUCAUUUCAGUAGCCAAUUACUCAUCACAAACGCCCACGUCACCCUGCUUUCUUCUUCUUUACUACGGAUGCUUCCGGCUCCAUCCACGGUUUAGUUUAGUUUCUUUCAUUCGUCCUCCCCUCCGCCUCCGCUCUCUUUUGACUCCCCCCCUCUUCUCCUCUGUUUCUGGCCGGAGUCCGUCCGAGAUGACAUCGACGGCGUACUCGCGGCCGUCGAAGCUGCCGGGCGGCGGCGGCGGCGAGAGGAGGCUCCCGCCGCGGCUCAUGAGGGGCUUCACCGCCAAGAUCGAGCCCAAGAAGCUCGGCGCCGGCCUCCUCGCCGGCUGCUGCCUCGCGCUCCUCACCUACGUCUCCCUCGCCAAGCUCUUCGCCAUCUACUCCCCUGUAUUCGCUAGCACGGCCAACACGUCCGCCCUGCUGCAGAACGCCCCGCCCUCAUCUGUGCCGGAGACGGUGAAGGCCUCCAUUCCGCCCGAAGAAACAACACUCGUAGGCCCAAAGAAGGACAGCACCGCGGCGGAUCCCGUCGAUUCUGCAGAGACGGGCCCGGAUAUGGCGGGGUCUCAAGAACCCGGCUUGCCGGAGGCAGUCUCGAGAAAGGACGAUGCGGAGAAGACCGCGGCGGCGGCGGAGCCAAAGCCAAAGCCAUCCGAAGAGAAUCCGGAGAAGAGCAAUGUGGCCGCAGCCGUAGAGGGGACGGCAAAGGCAAAUAUGACCUGCGACGAGAACGGCGUGGACGAGGGGUUCCCCUACGCCCGUCCGGCGGUCUGCGAGCUCUCCGGCGACAUCCGCGUCAGCCCCAAGCAGAAGACCAUGUACCUCGUGAACCCGUCGGGCGCCGCGACCGGCUUCGACGAGAAGGGCGAGAAGCGGCUCCGGCCGUACGCCCGCAACGACGACUUCCUCCUCCCGGGCGUGGUGGAGGUGACCGUCAAGUCCGUCCCCUCAACGGCGGCAGCCCCACAGUGCACGAAGCAGCACCGCGUCCCGGCGGUGGUGUUCUCCGUGGCCGGCUACACGGACAACUUCUUCCACGACAACACGGACGCGCUGAUCCCACUGUACGUGACGACGGCGCACCUGAAAGGGGAAGUGCAGCUACUUAUCACCAACUACAAACCAUGGUGGGUGCAGAAGUACACGCCCGUGCUCCGCAAGCUCUCCAGCUACGACGUGAUCAACUUCGACGAGGACGCCGGCGUGCACUGCUUCCACGAGGGUUACCUCGGCCUGUACCGCGACCGCGACCUCAUCAUCUCCCCGCACCCGACCCGCAACCCGCGCAACUACACCAUGGUGGACUACAACCGCUUCCUCCGCGGCGUGUUCGAGCUCCGCAGGGAGCGUCCCGCGGUGCUCGGGGAGGAGCCCGGGAUGCGGCCCCGGAUGCUGAUCAUCUCCCGCAGCGGCACCCGCAAGCUGCUGAACCUGGAUGAGGUGGCGGCCGAGGCGUCGGAGCUCGGGUUCAACGUGACCGUGGCCGAGGCCGGUGCGGACGUCCCGGCGUUCGCGGCGCUGGUGAACUCCGCCGACGUGCUGCUGGCCGUGCACGGGGCCGGGCUGACGAACCAGAUCUUCCUGCCCACCGACGCCGUGGUGCUGCAGAUCGUGCCGUGGGGGAACAUGGACUGGCAGGCCACAAAUUUCUACGGGCAGCCAGCACGGGAGAUGCAGCUCCGGUACGUGGAGUACUACGUGGGGGAGGAGGAGACGAGCCUCAAGGACAAGUACCCCAGGGAUCACAUGGUGUUCAAGGACCCCAAGGCUCUCCACAAGCAGGGCUGGCAGACGCUCGCCAACACCAUCAUGAAGCAGGAUGUCCAAGUCAAUAUCACCAGGUUCCGCCCCUUCCUGCUGCAGGCCAUCGACAAGCUACAGCCCUGAGUUGAGCUGAGUAGCACCAUCCAUCAUCUUCAUUUCAAUUCAAUUCAAUUCCCAGCUCCAGCCCCCAGCCCCAGGUACACACACAAGCAAACGCGAUCGAUCGAGUUUAACAAGACCGCUGUAAAAUCAAUAUAUGUAUAUUAGCGCUAGCUGGAAACAAAGGGAGGAUCUGAUCAAAGCAAGGCAGGAGGUUUUACAUUCCUUGGUUAGUUGGUUACUUGGUUUUAUAACAAUUAUAUAUGGGAGAGACAGUGCACUGCACGCUUCACUUCACUUGCCAUUCUGUUAAACAGACAGUUCACUACUACUCCUUUCCUAGUCACACCCAGUCAUCGUAUUUUCACAAGCUUAAUUAACUAGCCAACCAAAGCUAUUUUCUUUCUUCAUCUCCAUGCCUAUGCUAGCGGUAUGUAUUCUUCUUUUGAAUGGAACACUCGCUAAUGCAGUAAUGCUUAUUUCUUGUACAUCGUCACCAUGUCUCACUUAUUCAAGGAACUUGCACUAGACCAAUGUGCUAUUCGUUUUCUAGCUACUGUGGAUGUGGUGUGUUCCUGUAAACGAGAGGGAGGGAGAAGCAUCUAUCCGAGGAGGAGUGUGUAAUAAAAGCCACUAAUAAUAAUGAAAGCAGAGAGGCAGGUAGCCUGUUGUGCCAGUAAUUCUGUGUAUUGUUAAUGGUCACUGUCUCAUGGACCCAGCUGGAACAGGUACUGCACAACAUUGUUUUGCUACCUUCAAGAUCUUGUAUGUGUAUAUUCUCUGCUCUGUGUAA